Messenger RNA from Opisthocomus hoazin, 1314 nucleotides. Lineage: Eukaryota; Metazoa; Chordata; Aves; Opisthocomiformes; Opisthocomidae. The record is from RefSeq and is a predicted model, not a curated record.
AUGAAGUGUGUCAUUGGGGGGGCCCACCUCAGAGUGUUUGGGAGAGCCAUAUGUGCCAUCGCACGUAUUAGCGAUGAAUUCUGGUUUGACCCCACAGAAAAAGGUCUUGCCUUAAGAUCAGUGAAUUCUUCAAGGUCAGCAUAUGCCUGUGUCUUCUUCUCAUCUAUGUUUUUUCAACAUUACUGCUGGACAGCUGUGUCUCAACCACGUCAGAAGGAAAAACAGUUAUCCCUUCCGUGUAAAUUGAUAAUUAAGUCAGUUCUUCCUGUAUUUAGAUGCGUACAUGUGCUGCAAAGGAAUGUAGAGAAAUGCAGCAUUUAUACAAAUAUUAAGGAUCAUUACAUAACUUUUCAGCUCCUCUGCAAACAUGGUGUUGUAAAGACAUAUAAUCUGACUUUUCAAGAAUGUGAUCCGUUGCAGGCUGUUUUUGCAAAGCACCUGUGUCCAAACAUACUUAAAGUCCACUCCAGGCUGCUGGCUGAGAUAAUGAUUCACUUUCCGACCAGCCAAGAAGAAGUAACCUUAUCAGUUACGCCACUGACAGUUUGUUUCAAGAGUUACACUGAGGAAGACACCGAUUUUUCAAAGACAAUGCUUACCGAAAUACAACUAAGUCCAGAUGAAUUUGACUACUUUCAAGUUGGAGUAGAUUCUGAAGUGACGUUUUGCCUUAAAGAACUGAGGGGACUGCUAGCAUUUUCAGAAGCUGCCAGCGUUCCUGUCUCAAUCCAUUUUGACGCAUCUGGAAAACCAAUUGCUUUCAGCAUUGAAGACAUGGUGCUGGAAGCCAGCUUUAUUUUGGCUACCUUGUCUGCCGCGGAAGAGGAGCCGGCGUCCCCGCAGCCUCCCUGCUUCUCCCCGUGGCAGGACAGCUCGAAGACCUGGACGGGUGACUCUGAGCAACCCCCUGCGGGUGGAGGGAGCCGUGCAGCAGCGGUUGCCUCCAGAAAGCCCCAGGGGAACAGAAACGCGCUGAACAGAGGGUCAGCGAAACCUGCGAGUCCUUCAGCAAAACACAAGAUGAGAAAUAUUCCCAGAGUCACAGAGAGGGAGACAACGGGCGUGGAAGGAACGGCCGAGGCAGAGCAGCACGCAGGGCUGGAAGGAGAGGCAACCGCGUCUCGGUGCCAGCAGUGGGUAUCGUGUGCAGUUGCUAACUUCUACAAACAUUGCAUUUUCCAGUUUAAUUCCUUGUUUUUUGGAGCAGUUUCUUGUAAGGAGAAGGAUGCCAUCGGUCACACCCUCUGUAGUUUAGCAACGGCUAGCGACAGCGAGGAGGAUUUUGGCCAUGUGCAGAGCUCCCAGGUUCCCUAG